Postia placenta MAD-698-R-SB12 is the source of this 757-nucleotide messenger RNA. RefSeq lists its product as hypothetical. The record is from RefSeq and is a predicted model, not a curated record. Bases 148 to 618 code for a protein of 156 amino acids. The transcript has 4 exons. Lineage: Eukaryota; Fungi; Basidiomycota; Agaricomycetes; Polyporales; Adustoporiaceae.
CGCACGAGCCCCAAAAGUUGGUACUGGUUGCCUAACUUUGUCACGAUCUCUACGCAUUUCCUGUUGACGACCCCCAUCUACUAUCGUUGCUAUUUCAGCCGUUUUCGCCUUCCUCUCAUAUAUUAGUUACCUGAAUUGCCCAGCAAUAUGCGUGUGUCUGCUGUCCUUGCCUGUGUUCUUGCUGCCAUUGCCAUGCCCGCGAUGGCCUACUCGAGCGACGACUUGUACGCUCGUGACGGGGGCCAUCAUGCAUUUGACGACCACCACCGCCUGGGCCACUAUUCCCAUCACGACUAUCGCCCGAUGCAUUACGAGGGCCCGCACUACCACCACUCGUCGCACCACCAUGAGCGUCCGCACCACCUCUCGCACUUCCACGAGGACCACCAUCCGACGCACGGAUAUCACGGACACUUCCAACGUCCGCACCACCACUACGGCGACAUUCACCGUCCCUCGCACCACUAUAAGGGAUAUGGACGUCGCCCGCACCGUCAUGCUCAGAACACGCAUCACUACUCUGGCCACUACCGAUAUGAGCGUAGUGACCCUUGCAGCAACUCCGAGGCGCUGCGGGCAUUGGUUGCUCAGUCCGGACUGGACCCGUCCACAGUGUGAGGUAACGUGCAAGACUUAAGUCGUGUGCUUAAGAAGAGAAAGAGCGAAGAGAUCAAGAUUGCUAGAUUUAAGCCGACAUGUAGUUUGUUUCGUCAUUUAUCACCCAAAUGUGAUGGUCUUGUGAGGAGCUCACCAAUCA